Molecule: messenger RNA, 1623 nt
Organism: Pieris macdunnoughi
Lineage: Eukaryota; Metazoa; Arthropoda; Insecta; Lepidoptera; Pieridae
Source: the annotation of a GenBank genome assembly
AUGGAGUCGCCGAGAAAAUUUAACGACUGUUACUUUUAUUACUAUUCUACAUGUACUAAGGGUGACAACUGUGUGUUUCGCCAUGAGCCAUCGGCUCUUGGUUGUGAGACAAUGUGCUCGGCAUGGCAGCAGGGAAAAUGCCUGGACAAACAUUGUAAACUAAGACACAUGGAACUGAGGAAAAAUCGCAAGCAAAUACCAUGUUACUGGGAAAACCAACCAGGUGGUUGUCGUAAGAAGCACUGCCCAUUCAUGCACAAGAAUCCAGAUGCCCGCACUGAUGGCAUAGCUCCAAGCCAGUCAGGCCCUAUUCCUACAAGCCCCUCUACAAGCAGCAUUCCUGAGGCAAGUGCUGAACAGGCCAUCACUGGAGUACCUACUCCCAAUGUGCCACCUCCAUCCUCUGUACCACUUUUGUGGCCACAGCGACAGGUGCUGGACUCUGCCAUCUUGGGCGUGCUUCCAGCGUCUCCCGAACUGAUGGGUGGGCGACGAGUAGUGUCCCACGGCCACCCUCACGCCCACGCCCACGCUCACGCCCACGCCCAUGCAGUGGCCCACGCCCCACACGAAGCCUACGCCCCGUUACCCGUCGACCCACUUGUCGUUAACUUCGAGGAAGAAUCAGACAACGAGAGUGCGCCCUCCUCCACUCCGACUAAGGCCGACGUCCCGGAAGCAGACGACCCUGCCAAAAUAGCCAGGACUAAGUCGCAAGAGCUCUUGCUCCUCGAAAAGAUCCAAGCCGAAUCCGCAGCUUACUACAAUUACGACGCCAUAGACAUUACAAAGGAGCGUAAAAAAGUUCGAGCCAAUUUGUCUACCAAAUACGAUAAAAUCUCCCUCGAUGAAAUCGCAGGUAAACAAACCGCCGGCGACAUGCGAACCUCCCUAGACUUCAAAGUUUUGUCACUAGACGAAAUAAGAGCAAAGAAAAAAGUGUCAGACACAGUCAUACAACCGACACCAAUCACGCUCACAUUAAAUAGGAAGAGGAAACUCUCUUCUCACGAAGCAAUUACCACGGCGGGUAAUAAAAUCAUCAAAUUAGUUAGGAACAAUUCCAUAGUUUAUAAGAAACUGGAUAAAAGUGCACCAACACAGCCAAGUCAGACCCAGAAAUCCGAAGUUAAAAAAGCGGAAGUGGUCAGCCGAAAAAGGACAUUAUCAGAACAGAGCGAUAUGUCUGUGAUGCAAGCGGAUGAAUUGGUAGAUAAUUGUUAUGAAUUUAAAAGAAUUAAGAUCGCCGAACAGACUUCUAAGCCACGACUCAUUAGAAGUAGAAGUUCUAAUAAAUCUACUAGUGAAAGCAAAGAUGUUGAUGAGUCCAGCAAAUGUGAAGACUCUGAUACGGAUGUCCAAAUUAUAAGUGUUGAUUUAUCCGACGAUAAAACAUGUGAUAGCGACAUAAUAGACGUUGAAUCGACGAAUAUUCGUGAACCCGUUGAUGUGGUAGACUUGUGCGAUGAACCCGAAGAUAAUGAAAUAACUGUUGCGGACUUAGAAUUAGACUUAGUUAAAAAUGUACCAGAUGUGGUCGCCAGUUGCCGGAAAAGUGUGAAUAAAGAAAACGAUAAAGACAUUUUAAAUGAUAUCGACGCAAUACUCAACGAAAACUUAUGA